Mya arenaria is the source of this 1454-nucleotide messenger RNA. RefSeq lists its product as uncharacterized. The transcript is spliced from 7 exons. The record is from RefSeq and is a predicted model, not a curated record. Lineage: Eukaryota; Metazoa; Mollusca; Bivalvia; Myida; Myidae. Bases 85 to 792 code for a protein of 235 amino acids.
UGGUUAUUCCAUAUUUGACUCCUUUUAAAAUCAGAAACAUUUUAACAAACAAGCGUUGCUAUCAACAAACGCUAUCAUUCCAACAUGGUUCAUUCUGCAGGUUGUGCCCUGAGAGCGUUGCUGGCAGUGAUCUAUUUGUCAUCAACCCUCGCGAAUUCAUAUGUAUGCCAACCUGAUACAUGUAGGAAUUCAGGCACGUGCAGCCCGCGUUUUUACUGGCCUUACUAUCACUGCGACUGUAUCCAUGGAUACUACGGACACCAUUGUGAACAUCUGCUCGCUUCGCCGACCACACAACCAAUUGUGACUACAUCUACACCAGCACCAACACAACCAACAACAAGGUCGCCCAAAACUACACCGUUGACACGAAGGUUGACGUCUACACCGGGAACAACAAUAAAACCAUUGGCAAGAUUCCAUUGUUCCAAAUACUUGGUUGUGUAUAACCUUGCUGAAAGUAUUGUAUCCACACACGAAAACGCCACAACCUGCUCGUCGGCUUUCGUCCUCGAUACCUGCCCGGUUAAGCACCCGGCGGAGUGGCGUGUUGGCAGAAAGAUAAUGACGAAUUGUGAUACCAUUCCAGCCUACACUGCUAUUGUUUCUAGCACUGGGAACCAGCACGUUUCUAAGAACUCUAUAUCCGGUAUAUUUAUAGAGUGUCUCAACAAUCCCGAUGGAUUUAAGAUGGCGGUUCAGAACUGUGACAGCGCCCCCUACAUUGAGCACGUGGUCAGUCGAGGCAACAACGAUAGGACAGACCCGGAUAUCUACUUUACCAUCAGUUAAAUUUUGAUGACGUGUUUAUGAAAUUUCUGUUGGAAUUUCUGUUCAAUUAUAUCAUUUUCUUUACCGAACAGAACAGACAUUUUUUUCCUUAAGCAUCAGCUUAAUCCACCAAGAUUGUAGCUUAAGCAACAUCUCAUCGUCACAUCACACAAAUAUAAAACACACGCACGCACGCACGCACGCACGCACGCACGCACACACACACACACACAAAAUCAAUACAUAUAUAUGUACAUUUAAAUUGGCAAUGACUUUGCUGAUUAUAUGUUCAUAUAGUCAUAUAUCACGCAUCCAACACAAAUGACGAAACGCUUUUGGUCCAGGGCUGGUCACAUGGUGACCCCAUAUUUUUCCAUAUUGGGUCACCAAAUUUAUAUCGUACCAAAAAUGGCGUCUAUUUUCCGAUUCCGAUGAAUAUUCCGAUGAAUAAAUGAAACACAUAAACAUGAAAACAGGUGGUCGACGUGAUAUAUACGUUACGGCAUUGGUAGGUGACCCGAUAUGGGAUAUACGGGGCGCAGAAAACAAUAUCGGGUCACCAACUAACCCAAUAACUUAAAUUAUUGAUUGCAUAUUUUCGUGGUACGAUAAGCAUGUGUAUCAGUGUUUUACACCUUUUUGUGAAUUGGCCAGGGCCUUAAGAAUUAUGAAAAAAGCGACAU